Messenger RNA from Carcharodon carcharias (great white shark), 3438 nucleotides. RefSeq names its product NACHT, LRR and PYD domains-containing protein 3-like. The coding region runs from base 154 to 3159 and encodes 1001 amino acids. Gene Ontology annotation, molecular function: protein binding. The record is from RefSeq and is a predicted model, not a curated record. The transcript is spliced from 13 exons. Lineage: Eukaryota; Metazoa; Chordata; Chondrichthyes; Lamniformes; Lamnidae.
CCCGCUAAAGAAAAUAAAUUUCUUCCCCCCCAACUGCAUCUGUCCGAAGUGCUCACAAUCAUUAAGCAAUAAUCUAUCAGUGUCAGAUCAGCAUAACUCUCAUGCAGGUGAUUGAAGAUAUUCUGUUAAAAAACAAAGCCUGUCGCCAGGGCAAUGGAAAAAGAACGUUCACCGGAAGCAUUUGUGACAGGGAUGAAUCAAAUGAUCAGUGCGAAGAUGAGUGCAGAAACUGGGAGCAACAUCAUCUCACCAGUUGUGAAGAAUUCUACGAUCAACUCCAUGCCCAUUACAAUCAACGUGGAAAGUGUUUGCAGAGGCAGCCAGGAAGGAGAAUCAUAUGAUCAACUAAUAAACUGUCAUAAAAAGAUCCUGAAGGAAAAACUUGAAUACAUCACUGAUUACACAUCUACUGCAGGGGAGUGUGUCUGUCUCCUUCAGAGAUUUACGGACCUUUGGAUCACCGAUGGCAAAUGCAACGAGCUUCAUGUGGAGCAUGAGGUAACAGAGGCUGGAUCAUCCUCACCCAGGCAUGGCAGGGCAACUUUUAAAUCUAUGAAGCACAAGGACAUUUUUGGACCCAUGCACAAGCAACGGCAACCAAGAGUGGUCAUCACCCGUGGAAUCGCAGGCAUCGGGAAGACAAUUUAUGUGAAGAAGUUCCUCCUCGACUGGGCAAUGUCAAAAAUGCACCAGGAGUAUGAUUUUGUGUUUGUCUUUCCAUUCUGUGAGCUCAAUCUGAUAUCUGAGGAAAGCAUGAGCCUUGUGCAGUUGGUGCAACAGCAUUACCCACACAUGGGGCAAAUGGUUGAGACUUACCCAAAUGAUUCUGCCCGCUCCCUGUUUAUUUUUGACGGGCUGGAUGAAAGCCGAUUUUCUCUGGAGUUUGAAAAUACCCCUGUGUGUUCUGAUAUAUCGAAACCGGUGCCUCUCCGAUCCUUAUUGACAAACCUCAUCAAAGGCAACCUGCUCCAUACAGCAUCUAUUUGGAUAACAACACGCCCAUCAACAAUGCACCGAAUUCCAUCCUGCUAUGUGGACAGGGUGACAGAAAUACAGGGAUUCCAAGAUGAAGAAAAGGAAGAAUAUUUCAGGAGGAAAUGCCAGGACAGCCAACUGGCAGAGAAAAUCAUUGCACUAGUGAAGAAGCAAAGUAGCCUUUGGAUGAUGUGCUAUGUGCCUGCUUUCUGCUGGAUCCUUGCCACUGUUUUGGAACAUGUCCUUAAGACAUCAUGUGCUGAGGAAUUUAGAGGUAACACAAUAACUGAGGUUUAUACCAACUUUCUAGUUGUCAUGGUGACAUACCACCAUGAACACCGUGGCCACGGAAAGGAAAAAAUUGAGAAGAUCUUCCAGUUACUGCAGUCAGAUCAGGGGGCGAUACUCAACCUGGGCAAGCUCGCAUUCCAGUAUCUGAAAUCUCGCACCUUUGUCUUUUAUGAGGAGGAUUUUAAAUGCUUCAAUAUUGAUAUCUCAUCUAUCUGUGGUAUGUUCUGCAGAGAAUAUUACAUCAAGUACUCCGCGCUUUCCCACAGGCGUGUCUACUCCUUUGUCCAUUCCACAGUCCAAGAGUACUUUGCUGCUCUCUAUAUUUUUGCAACCUACCACAAUGAAAAACGGAACCUGAUGAUAUACAGCAUUCUUGGGCGGAUCUGGGAGGCUUUUUCAAAGCCCACCUUUUUUGAGAUUUGUAAAAGUGCUUGCAGCGAAGUGGUUCAGAGUCACACUGGCCACUUGGAUCUGUUUCUCCAAUUUCUCUGUGGCUUGGGAAGGAGAAGGAUUCAGAAGUGCCUGCAAGGCCUCCUAACCCACGUGGAGGAACAGAAAGAUGACCUACAGAAAACCAUAAGCUACAUGAAGAAGCUGCUACAGACAGACAUCCCUCCGGAAAGGUGCAUCAAUUUGUUCCACUGUCUAAAUGAGCUGAAUGACAAGUCGGUAGUGAGGGAGAUCAAUGAAUCCCUUCAUCAGGGAGUGUUGUCCUCUAAAAAACUAUCACUCGCUGAUUAUUCAGCAUUGGCCUUCGUUCUGAAAACAUCAGAUAUGGACAGAAAGGAAUUCCAUUUAUCCAAAUACAGGAUAUCACCAGAUGGUUUGAAAAGACUAUUACCAGUUGUUAAAUCCUUUGAAAAAAUAACGCUAACAGGUAGUAUCAUGGAUGAGGAAAUGAUUGAUUCUAUGAGUGCUCUCCUGCUCGCCAGUAAAAACCAAAUCAAGGAGUUAUGUUUGACAAAUAACACACUGGGAGAUACAGGUCUCAAAAAGCUGGCUGCUGCACUGAUGAGCUCGAGCUGCAGACUGGAGACACUGCUUCUGUGUACAAAUGAUCUCACAGAGCAGUGCGGCAAAGACCUCAUCUCCAUUUUAAGGACAAAUCGGAUUCUGAAAGAGUUAGACCUGAAAUACAACCAGUUGAAAGAUGCAGGAGUGAAGCAGCUUUCUGUUGCACUGCAGGACUCUGACUGUGAGAUCAAGUCCCUGGGGUUAUGGGGCAAUGACAUCACACACUGCUGCUGUGAGGAAUUGGCUCUAGCACUUAAAACCAACAAGUCAUUGAGAAGCCUGGAUCUCGGCUACAACAACAUUGGAGACUUGGGAAUAAAACUGCUGUAUGUAGCGAUUAAGGAUGAUGGUUGUAAAAUAGAGAAAUUAGGAUUACACCAGACUGGCUUAACAGGAGACUGCUGUGAGGAUCUCUCCUCCAUUCUCAGAACAAGCCAGACCCUGAUGGCCUUAGAGCUGGGAUACAACAACCUGGGAGAUGUAGGAGUACAGCAACUGUCUGCAGCACUGAAAGAUCCCAACUGUAAAUUACAAACUCUGGGGCUGUAUCGCAACAACCUGACAAGCGCCUGCUGCCCUGAUCUUGCGGACGCCCUCACUGCCAGUUCCACAUUAAUUGAGCUCAAACUGAGCAGCAACUACCUGCAAGAUUUAGGAGUGAAGCCACUUUUUGCAGCUCUGAAGAACCCACACUGUAGGAUACGGAAAAUAAAUUUAAAGGACACUGGUCUGACUGCUGCUUGUAGCGAGAAUAUUCUCUCUGCUCUGAGAGUGACACGUACGCUCAGAGAGCUGAACUUGUGCAGAAACAAGCUGGGGGGAUCAACAAUCAAAUUGAAGCGCCUCGCACAACAAUCCUACUGCAAACUCCAACUAUAGAGCACAAAACAGACAGGUUGGUGGGGGUAGCUGCUUAGAUCUCCCAGAAGACCGCAGGAUAGCUGAUCAGAACUCCCAGAAGAGUGUGAACAAGGCCAGACUGGGAGAACCAUGUGCUGUCAGCCUCAGAGGACACUACAAGGGGAAAAAGGCACUGUGUAGUAAAAGUUAAUGGAAUUCUGUAUGUUUUGAAAUCUAUAAGGAUAAUUGUUGAACAGAAAGGAGGAAGGUUAGCUCUGAUGACAGUUAAGUUAAGAUCUUGUGGAACUGUUUUAAAGU